Anopheles marshallii is the source of this 3297-nucleotide messenger RNA. Its product is annotated as dyslexia-associated protein KIAA0319-like protein. Bases 1 to 3297 code for a protein of 1098 amino acids. The record is from RefSeq and is a predicted model, not a curated record. Gene Ontology annotation, cellular component: plasma membrane; cytoplasmic vesicle. NCBI's taxonomy places the organism in Eukaryota, Metazoa, Arthropoda, Insecta, Diptera, Culicidae. The transcript has 7 exons.
AUGGAUGGUAUUUCGUUACGCGAAUGGGUUCGUUUCGUAUGUCUGAUGUUGGUCACCAUUCCGUGGGUCAACUGUGGCCUUGAUGAGGUAAGGAAGGAAGACCCACGAGUGGCAUCGGAAGCUUCGGAACUAUCCGGCAUUGAAAAGUGUCCUCGCAUGAUGCAUUACGUGUUUGAAGGAUAUGCACCGAUUGGUAAUAAAAAUGCCGGAAACUUUACUGAAAAUUCGAAGGCCACCACGCUGGAAGAUUGUGUGCGGGAUUGCUGCGUGAAGGGGCCAAACUGUCACACGGCAUUCAUAUUUAACCAGACCUGUUAUCAUGUCAAGUGCAUCAGCAAUGAUUUGUGCCUUCCGGCGAAAAAGGAAACGUCCUCCACGUUGCGCAUGGUGCUGGUAAACCCGAUCGAGGAUGCAUCGCGUGUAGAAGCCAGCUGGUGGGAGGUGUUAAAGAAAGCACAGGAGAAGCGACUGCUAGCGAAUGGAGCAGUUCCACCGGUUCGGAUACCGGAGGACGAAGGGGAGGAAAACUUGUUGGGCAAGCUGACGGAAAUGUAUAACCUUGCGAACGGAGUACCGAGGGCUCGGGGUGAGGAGAAGUAUGGACUCCCAUCGGUAGAGGAUAUUUAUCGGGGUCCGUACAAAUCGCUUGACUACGGUACACCCGGCGCAGGGUUUGAAAAGUAUGCCAACAACUACAUUCGCGAUCAGUACGAUGAAGAAGCGGAAGAGAGCAAGUAUUAUUCCGAGUCAAAAGCGCUCGGUUCGAUGAGACCGUGUGAUGUGGCGCGCGAAGAAUCAUGUCCACGGAACGAAGUGUGUUUGCGUGUUGUUCCCAACCUGCGGCACGGUAUAUGUACCUGCCCGGAAGGAUUCGAACGAAGCGAAAAGGAUGUUUGUCUCUCGAAAGAACAACUAGCGGAGCAGCACCAGCAGCAACAGGACCGAGUAGUCCCGCAAAUGUUAUCCGCCCAGAAGCUAACCAUGGGUAUUGGGAAUGAUGAUACGGAAGUGGAACCUCCACUGUCACCGAUACGUUCGAGCACUACGAAAGAACUCACCGUUUCGGUCGCUUCCAAGGAUGUCCGUUUGCCGACCAACGAAGCGACAUUGUCCGCAUACGUAAUACCGGACGAAAAAACGAGCGGAGACAAGUACAACUACCUGUGGACGUUGGUAUCGCAACCGAAAGGUGACAGUAACAGCACGAUAGCAGAUCAGACGAAAUCGAUCGCCAAGUUGUCCGGAUUGGCGGAAGGAUUGUAUCAGUUCAAGGUAACGGUCAGCGGUCAGAACGGUUCGUAUGGUGAAGCGUUCAUGAACAUUACCGUACUGCCGGAGCAGAAAAUUAACAAACCUCCGCGGGCGGUAAUAACACCAGCAAAUCAACCGGUACGAUUGCCCAACCAUGAAGCAAUCCUUGAUGGUAGUGCAUCAAGCGACGAUGUAAAAAUUAUACGCUGGCAGUGGGUUUUAGCGCAGGGUCCGCUCGGUUAUCAACCCGAGCUGCCCGAAGUGAGCACGCUCCAGCUGAAGGAUCUCACGAUCGCUGGCAACUAUACGUUCAAUCUGACCGUUGUGGACGAGCAGGGACUGAGCAAUAGUACGACGGCCAUCAUACAGGUGCUGAAGGAGAUCGAUUACCCACCGGAAGCGAAUGCAGGCAAGAACGUAAUUCUUUACCUUCCGAACAAUAACGUCACACUGAAUGGGUCACUGUCGAAGGACGAUAAUGGGAUCGUGGCCUGGGAGUGGACCAAGAUCAGCACUAACCAAUCGAAGGCGGUCGAUAUGCAGAAUACGAGGACACCGUUUCUGCAGCUGUCCAACCUAGAGGAGGGUGUGUACGCCUUCGAGUUGAAGGUGACGGACGCGAAGAACCAAAGUUCCACCUCGAUGGUGCACGUGUUCGUUAAACCACCAACAAACCGUCCACCGGUGGCGAAGGCAGGUGUAAACGGUACCACGAUCUAUCUGCCCCAAACCUGGGUUGCGCUUAAUGGGAGUGAAUCGAGCGAUGAUAUUAAGAUCAGCACAUACUACUGGCAGCAGAUAUCGGGACCGAAUACGGCGUUGAUCGAGAAUGCGAAUGCUUCCAUAGCAAAUGCAACCACAAUGACGGUAGGCGACUACGUGUUCGAGCUGAUCGUUUCGGACGAAGCGAACAACAAUGCAAGCGAUCGAGUUCGCAUUACGGUGGUGCAAGAAAAGAAUACAGCUCCGAUAGCGAAUGCGGGUGGCGAUCAGACGGUAACACUGCCCACGAACGUACUCGUACUGAAUGGAAGUCGAUCGAGCGAUGAUCUUGGUAUCGCGCGGUACAGUUGGACGCGAGAACCGAGCAGUUUAGCAUUGGGCACUGUAAUCGGCGAUAGUGAUAACAAACCGGUUCUGAUGUUAACGAACAUCGUCACUGGACGGUACGUGUUUAAGUUGACUGUAUACGAUGGACAAGGCUUGUCCGCAUCUGAUACCGUGAGUAUCAUAGUACAUCCCGAUCCGUUGCUCAUGAGCCUGGUUGAAGUAACGAUUACAACGGAAGCGACCGUGCUAACUGCAACCGAGUUGGAUUCGAUCGAACAAAAGCUAACCCUGCUCAUUGGUGACAAUAUGGCGAAAUUGCACGUUAGAGAACUAAAAGUGGAACCAAGAACCGGGCAGGUGGUAAUUGUAUUUUACGUGCAGAAAAAAUACGGCCUCGAGGAAAAGGAUAAACAGGAGCUGAUGCCAGCGCUCGAAGUUGAGCGAAUACUGAAGGAAAAGUUUUGGCGCGACUAUACGAUACUGGGAACGUCGGUAAUCGGCAUACGCACGACCGUAUGCCAGAACGAUUGCUCCGGACAUGGGGUUUGCAAUGCGGAAACCCGCGAAUGCAUCUGCCAAAGCUUUUGGAUGCCGGAUAUUUUCUAUUUCUGGGGUAUUGCUGAGGCAAACUGUGAUUGGUCCAUACUGUACGUGAUUGUCGGUGUACUGAUAGUGUUUUUUGUGCUAUCCGGAAUCUGUUGGGGUAUUACCUGCUUUUGCCGACGGUCGGCGAAACCACGCACGAGACCAAAGCCGCAAAAGUAUUCGCUGCUGCAAACGCACGACGAAGAAUUGCCUUCAUUUAAUCGCGCGGGAACAACCAUUUCCGACAGCGAAACCGAUUCGGACGUGCUGUUCGAGAGCCGUUCACGACAAAACGGCCUUUUGCCGGGACGAUCCGGCAAUGGGGGCUUGCCGAACGGUGAGCUACGAAACGGUGCUGGCGGUCACCCUAAGUACGGUGUUACGCGCCUGGGACGACGCAUAAAAGCUUAA